AUGGCCUUGCCCACCCCUGGCGAGUCCGCCGCCAAUAACGACUUACGGCACCAGCCACACCACCCUCACCAGCCACAACCCGACCUUCUACCCCAGGAGAACACCGACGAAAAGACGAAUCCACCGCUCGAAGAUGCCAAAAUCCAGGGCCCAAAAACACAAACCGUGUUUAUCCACAAACUCUACGACAUGUUGGAGGACCUGAGCCUCUCGCAUCUCAUCUGGUGGCUGCCUUCCCACGAUAGCUUCUGUCUCUAUCCGGGCGAGGAGUUCUCCAACGUUUUGGCCCAGUACUUCAAACACACCAACAUCGCCAGUUUCAUCCGCCAGCUCAACAUGUACGGCUUCCACAAGGUGAACGACUCGUUCCACAGCGACGAAAAGGGCACGCCGAGUGGCCAGACCCGCUGGGAGUUCAGACACGCUGCUAAUCAGUUCAGAAAGGGCGACGUGGAGCUGCUCCGCCUCAUCAAACGUAAGCUGUCGAAGGUCAUGAGCACCCCGAAGGAAAUCGUCAAUUUGAAGCUGCUCCCGCCGACGCUGAAUCCAGCUACAAGCAACGAUUCAGACUCGGAGACUCCAGACCCAGCGUCCAAGCAGCAGUACCACCGUUCGCUCUAUCAAUAG
Candidozyma pseudohaemuli is the source of this 627-nucleotide messenger RNA. It is a transcript of the gene SFL1, whose product is annotated as Sfl1p. Lineage: Eukaryota; Fungi; Ascomycota; Pichiomycetes; Serinales; Metschnikowiaceae. The transcript has a single exon. Bases 1 to 627 code for a protein of 208 amino acids. Gene Ontology annotation, biological process: regulation of DNA-templated transcription. The record is from RefSeq and is a predicted model, not a curated record. Gene Ontology annotation, molecular function: sequence-specific DNA binding; DNA-binding transcription factor activity.